This is a messenger RNA of Bombina bombina (fire-bellied toad), 1708 nucleotides long. RefSeq names its product homeobox protein Hox-D3-like. Bases 53 to 1216 code for a protein of 387 amino acids. Gene Ontology annotation, biological process: regulation of transcription by RNA polymerase II. NCBI's taxonomy places the organism in Eukaryota, Metazoa, Chordata, Amphibia, Anura, Bombinatoridae. Gene Ontology annotation, molecular function: DNA-binding transcription factor activity, RNA polymerase II-specific; RNA polymerase II cis-regulatory region sequence-specific DNA binding. Gene Ontology annotation, cellular component: nucleus. The record is from RefSeq and is a predicted model, not a curated record. The transcript is spliced from 2 exons.
UAGCAGCUAAGGUGUCACAUUUCCCUUUGUGAGGAACAAGCAGAUUGGGGAAAUGCAGAAAUCACUUUACUUUGACAACUCAGGUUCUUUUGGAGGUUGUGGCUUCCAGGACAUAAAUGGCAUGGACUAUAUUGGGCAACAAACUUAUACUGCUGGGAAUGAAUACCAGCCCCCAUAUUGUCUGGAGUCAAACUCCAGUAAUUUAGGCUGCCAAAAAGGUGAACAUUCUAUUAAAAAUACUACUUAUAAUUUGACUGAUACCUCAGAAAAAGUUCACCAACCCCAGUCCCCAAACUCAAUCUCCCCCGUCCCAAAAAAUAAUUCCAGUCAGAACUGUCUAUCAAAGGAGGGCAAUGGGACAGCUUCUGCUGACGUCACUGUCCCCAAGAAGAACAGCAAGAGCAGCAAUUUACCCAAGCAGAUUUUCCCAUGGAUGAAGGAAACUCGACAGAACUCCAAGCAGAAGAAACAAGUUCCUCCCCCAACAGAAGAUGACAGUUCACUGGACAACAGCUUACUCGCUGCAUCCAAAAGGGCUAGGACUGCUUAUACUAAUUCACAGCUGGUUGAGCUGGAGAAAGAGUUUCACUUUAACCGAUACCUCUGCCGCCCUAGAAGACUUGAGAUGGCAAAGUUGCUUAAUUUGUCCGAGAGGCAGAUUAAGAUCUGGUUCCAGAACAGGAGAAUGAAGUAUAAAAAGGACCACAAGGGCAAGGGUGGCUGUGGCUCUCCCGGGGGGCAGUCUCCAAGCAGCAGCCCAUCACUGAUGGCAUUCACCAACUCCCUACCUCUAGAUGAUGAGGGUGCCUAUGAUGUGCCCAUGGCCAAUGCCUACAGCAAGACACCAGGAAAUAUGUAUGGCCUGACAGCUUACUCAGCACCUAUAUUCGAGAAUCCACCAACUCCUAAAAGAUAUGGUGCUCAAUCUCUGGCCUCUGAAUAUGAUCAGCCACCAAUGCAUGGGGAAUCUACAUAUGAUACCCCUGGUUGUCAGGCUUAUAUUGCAGGAAGUUACCUGGAAAAUGGGUCCGGAAGUUGCUCCAUUUUCAACCUCCCCCAUCCUUCCUCAGAUAGCAUGGACUACAGCUGUGCAGCACAAACACCCAGCAAACACCAUCUUGGGCCAUGUGACCCCCAUCCCACCUACACAGACUUAAACAUACAUCCUGUGCCUCAGGGGUGUUCCCAAGAACCCCCAGUGCUGACACAUCUGUAGGACUUUCUAUCCUUUGAAACAGGAGGCCAAUUUGCCUUUUCCCAUUAUGUCAUUAAAACCCUGUACAUUUAAACCCACCAUCAGUAUUAGCCCCCCUCAAUCCCCAUUUAUUUAUUGAGCUAUGCACAACACAACUAUGCAUGGAUCACGCAAAGCGGUUUCACAUAAGCAACCUAUUAAAUACUAUUUCCAGCAAUAUUUCCUAUAUCCUCAAUACUUUUUGCCUGUCACAGUAAGAAUGUGAGCUCACACCCCUUUCAUACUUUGUCAGACUCUGCGGGUGGACUCAGACAUUUUAGAAUAACAAACUAAAGAUUCCCCAACUCUCUAAGAUUUAGUUUUACUUUGAAUGUAUUUAUGUAAAACCGAUCUCUCGAUUUUUGUACCUUCUGAAUGUUGAUCUUUUAGUAGAAAAAAAAUGAAACAUAUAUUUAUAUGCGUUGACUUCAGAUCUGUUAAAUAUUUUUGUCUAUUUUUUUGUUGUCUUUUUUU